This is a messenger RNA of Ipomoea triloba (trilobed morning glory), 3010 nucleotides long. RefSeq lists its product as uncharacterized. Bases 201 to 2870 code for a protein of 889 amino acids. Lineage: Eukaryota; Viridiplantae; Streptophyta; Magnoliopsida; Solanales; Convolvulaceae. Gene Ontology annotation, molecular function: hydrolase activity, hydrolyzing N-glycosyl compounds. The transcript is spliced from 11 exons. The record is from RefSeq and is a predicted model, not a curated record.
CCUCUUCACCAUUCCUUUCUCGAUACGGAGUAAAAACGAUCUAAAACGUUUCUACCCUUUUUCUCAAAUACUCUGAUCUUCAUCUUCUCUCACAAAAACAAAAAUUGUGUUGAUGUAACACGUUGUGACUGAUCAAAAAAGUUGGUUCGUUUGAGGCUGCAGGUAUUAACCAUUAUUUUUUGUUCGUUGUUGUUGCGAACAUGGGAAGUAGGAGCAGAGAGAGGAUGACGGCGGCGGCGGCGGCGGUGGUGCUGGUGGCGGUGGCGCUGCUGGGGGGUGUGGAGAGUCUGCGGCGGCCUCACCGGAUUCUGCUGGACACCGACGUCGACACCGAUGAUUUCUUCGCGCUGUUGUAUCUUCUGAAGCUUAACAGAUCAGAGUUUGAUUUGAAGGGAGUAACCAUUAGCUCAAAUGGAUGGACAGAUGCAGGGCAUUCUGUUAAUCAAAUAUAUGAUCUGCUUUACAUGAUGGGGCGCGACGAUAUUCCGGUUGGUGUGGGAGGGGAGGGCGGAAUACUUGAAGAUGGUACAAUUCUGCCUAAUGUAGGUGGAUAUCUUCCCAUAGUUGAACAGGGAAUUGGUACGGUUGGAUACUGUAGAUAUAGACAGGCUGUUCCUGUUGGGCUUGGAGGACGCUUAGAUAUUGACACAAACUUUGGUUUUAGAAAGAGCUUCCUCCCUCAGGGAAGGAGAAGAUAUUCACCUCUUCGGCAGCCCACAGCACAGCGUGUAUUGAUCGACACGAUUUCUGCUGGACCGACCACUGUGUUCAUCACUGGAGCUCAUACAAACUUGGCUAUAUUUCUUAUGAGCAAUCCUCAUUUGAAAAAAAAUGUGGAGCAUAUAUAUGUCAUGGGCGGUGGCGUUACAUCACAGAACCCGACUGGCUGUUGUCCUAAGAAUGACACUUCUUGUCAGCCUCGCCAAUGUGGUGACCGAGGCAAUUUGUUCACUGAUUACACUAGUAAUCCUUUUGCAGAGUUCAAUGUUUUUAUCGAUCCUUUUGCUGCAUACCAGGUUAUUCAUUCUGGAGUGCCAAUUACUCUUGUUCCAUUGGAUGCCACAAAUACCAUUCCCAUAAGUGCAGAGUUUUUUGAAAACUUUGAGAAUAGUCAGCACACGUAUGAGGCGCAGUACAUUUUCAAGUCCUUGAAAAUGGCUCGUGAUACUUGGUUUGAUGAUCAAUUCUACACGAGCUACUUCAUGUGGGACUCAUUUCUGUCAGGUGUAGCUACUUCAAUUAUGAGCAAACCACUAAAUCAUGAAGGUGAAAAUGAUUUUGCAGAAAUGAAGUACAUGAAUAUCACUGUAAUUACCUCGAAUGAGCCGUAUGGUGUGUCUGAUGGCUCAAAUCCGCUCUUCGAUGGUCGCAAGACUCCUAAAUUCAACUUGAAAAGUGAAGUCCAUAGCGGGCACAUUCAAACUGGUCUUCGUGAUCCAUUUUGCCUGCUCAAAAAUGGCAAGGGAAAAUGCAGGGAUGGGUAUACAACAGUGGUAGAGGGUCCAGAAGGUGUGCCAGUUCUUGUUGCAGUCAGAGCAAAACCCAACCGUGAUGUUCGUAGCCCGUUAGACAGAGAAUUCUUUAUCAACUUUUUGGAUGUAAUAAACCGCCCACAACAAACUGGCAGGUUCAAUUUCACAACAGAAUAUCCCAACUAUAAAGAAGUACUUUACAAACCAGAUCUUAGGGGAAAACAAAAACUUGGGAAAAAUGUUGUGUUUGACAUGGACAUGAGUGCAGGAGACUUCCUAGCACUCUUUUAUCUUCUUAAACUUCCUGUGGAGGUUAUCAAUCUCAAGGCAAUUCUGGUGAGCCCAACUGGAUGGGCAAAUGCAGCAACAAUUGAUGUAAUCUAUGAUGUGUUACACAUGAUGGGUCGUGAUGACAUCCCGGUCGGCCUUGGAGAUGUAUUUCCAGUGAACAUUACAGAUCCAGUUAUGCCUGGUGUUGUUGGAGACUGCAAGUACCAAAAGGUUAUCCCACAUGGUAAUGGUGGAUUUAUUGACUCAGACACUCUAUACGGUUUAGCUCGUGAUUUGCCUCGUAGCCCUCGAAGAUAUACAGCCGAGAAUUCUGUGAAAUUUGGAGCUCCAAGAGAUACUGAUCACCCUGAACUUCGACAGCCUCUAGCAUUACAAGUAUGGGAGUCAGUGGUGAAAUCACUUGAUCCAAAAUCCAAGAUUACCAUUCUCACUAAUGGGCCGCUCACUAAUGUAGCAAACAUAAUUGGUGCCGGUGAGAAUGUGUCCUCUGCUAUCCAGGAAGUAGUGGUUGUUGGGGGGCACAUCAAAAGUGACAGCUCUCACAAGGGAAAUGUGAUCAAUUUUCCUUCCAAUAAAUUUGCAGAACUCAACAUGUUUUUUGACCCUGUGGCUGCAAAAACAGUUUUUAAUUCAAAACUCGAUGUCACUCUCAUCCCCCUUGCCACACAGCGCAAAGUUAGUUCAUUCCCUAAGAUCAUACAGGCACUCGCUCAAAAGAAAACUCCAGAAGCAGCGUUUGCUAAACGCCUGCUGUCAAGACUAUAUCAUCUGCAAAUGAAGCAUCACAGAUAUCAACACACGGGAACGUUUCUUGGGGAAAUCCUAGGAUCAGUAGUUGUAGCAGGUGAUGUUUCUACCUUGAAACCAACAUUUGGCAUCAAGAAAAUCGAAGUAUCUGCAACAGGGGUAGAAUCUGAAGAUGGGCAAAUGAUGAUUGAUGAAAAACAAGGCAAAGCAGUGAAAGUGUUGGAAAAUGUUGAUCCAUUAGCUUACUAUCAUCUCUAUGGGCAUAUGGUAGGCAAUUGGAAUCAGUCUGCUGUAGUUGGAAGCUUUUUAGAGCAGACAAGAAUGUGGAGUACACCAUUGAAUACAAAAAGGCAUUUGUAAUAUCUAUUAAUCCCAGGAUAUAGUCAGGUACCUCUCCAGCUUCAUAGCAGAUUUAAUGUAAUAUAAGAGUAUAGUUAUAUUCAUCACAUUUGAUUGGCAUAUGAUUCAAUGGCAAUAAAUAAAUAGAGGCUUGAUUUACA